UGAAGGAACUGAAAGUGGAUCUACGGCUCGCCAAACGCGAUGUCGACAAAUACAAAGAGACCACCAAAUGGUUGCGCGAAGAGAAGCGCGAACUCAAGGAUCAGAUGACGACAAUGAACGCCACGCUAGAGGAGCUGAAGCGGUCGCUCGACGAGAAGGACUCGCAGAUCAAGGAUCUGCUCAAAACUAAUGAUAAGUCCAUCCGUCAGUUGUCCGACGAGUUGCGCGCUCUUCACGAGGACACCGACGCCAAGCAAUUGAGAUAUCAGGAAUCGCGAGAAGAUUACGAGCAACGAGUCCGCGAUCUUCGGGACGAGACUAAGUCAUUGAGGGAUCAGCUGAACAAAGAGAUUGUUUGGAAACGAAAAUACGACGAUUCGGUCAAAAAGGGUGAACUAAAUACCAAUCAAUUGAUGGAAACCCAAUAUCAGAUCCAAUCGCUGGAGAAUGAGUUGAAGGCGAAGAACACUGUCAUCGAUACGAAAGACAAAGAGCUGCGAAAGAUUAGCAGCAAUUAUAAGAUACUUCGGGAACAGUGCCAACAGAUGGACAAACAGACGGAACAGUUUAAGAACAAAUACGUUGGUCUCGGAGUCGUGAAGGAGAAGCUGAUCGCCGACAAGGACUCGACACUAACCGAAGUCCAGAAGUUGAGCAAA
Messenger RNA from Medioppia subpectinata, 659 nucleotides. The record is from the annotation of a GenBank genome assembly. NCBI's taxonomy places the organism in Eukaryota, Metazoa, Arthropoda, Arachnida, Sarcoptiformes, Oppiidae.